UAUGGGAAGUUGUUGUGGUGGAUAAUAAGGAUGGUGUGGUGAUCAAAAAACGCAGAUAAAUGUUGGAGCAGGUUAAUAAUAAGAACUAGAUAAAAAAUAGGAUGAAUAGUUAGAUGAAAAUUUAGUUAAGGAGAAAGCUACAAAAAUAUAAGGUAAAUUCGGUUGGAAUCAUUUUAGCACAUAUAAGAGGACAUAAAGCAAGGGAAGAAGUGAAGAAGAUAAAAGAAAGUCAAAAGAGCUCAGAACAAAUUUCAGAUAAUUGUAUAAAAUAAAGUAGUGAACCUAAAAAAAUGGAAAGUCAUUCAUAAUAAGAAGAUAAACCAAUAGUGACAGCUAAAGAAGCUUAAUAUACAAAAGGUCCAGAGUAAAGUGCUGGAGCUAAUUAGCAUGCUCCAAAUGACAGAGUAAGAAAAAUUGAGAAGGUACCUGAUUUUUUGACAGAUCGAACUAGACAAGUAUAUUGUAAUUAUACAAAGGUUUUGGAGAAAUUGGACGAUUUUGUUUACGAUUAAGAUUAAGAAGAGUACAAAGACUUGCCACAUUUGGGUCCAUAUGAAUUUGAGAAUGGAAGUGUUUAUAUAGGUUAAUGGAAAAAUGGGUAUAAUUUAUUUCAUUUAUUAUAUCUAGAUAGAGACAUGGCAGAGGAAAACAAAUAUGGUAGGAUGGAUCUUUAUAUGAAGGCUAUUGGUACUAAAAUGUGGCAUGUGGUAAAGGAAGAUUAAUCCAUUCAGAUGGUGAUAUUUAUGAAGGAGAAUGGAGAAAUGAUAAGGCUCAUGGUUAAGUAAGAUUUUUAUUUUAUUCUAGGGAAAAUAUGUUCAUAUGGAUGGAGCUCAAUAUAUAGGAUAAUGGGAAGAUGAUAGAUAGAAUGGGGAAGGAUAAGAAAUAUGGCCUGAUGGUGCUAGUUACUAAGGAUAAUAUAAAAAUGGAAAAAAAGAUGGCAGGGGUACAUUCAAAUGGGCUGAUGGUUCUGUUUAUGUGGGAGACUUUUACUAAAAUAAUAUUUAAGGUUAAGGAGAGUAUAGUUGGGAAGAUGGUAGAAAAUACGUUGGGGAAUGGAAAAAUAAUAAAAUGGAUGGAAAAGGGGUAUGGUUAUUUAUAAAAAUCAUAGGUUUUUACUUGGUUGGAUGGCAGAAGAUACGAGGGUUAAUAUAAAGAUGAUAAGAAGCAUGGUUAUGGUGAAUUUAAAUGGCCUGAUGGUAGAGUAUGAAUUUUUUUAAGAUUUUUAGGUUUAUAAAGGUGAUUGGUCAAAUGGAAAGUAACAUGGAAAAGGAAUCUACAUAGGUUCAUCUAGAGCAGAGAAAGAAGGAGAAUGGUAAGAUGGUAAAAGAGUAAGAUGGAUUAGAAGAGGUGGUCAACCAAUAGAAGAAGGAAAUUGA
Paramecium pentaurelia is the source of this 1376-nucleotide messenger RNA. The record is from the annotation of a GenBank genome assembly. NCBI's taxonomy places the organism in Eukaryota, Ciliophora, Oligohymenophorea, Peniculida, Parameciidae.